AUAGUAGAGCAACGAAGGCGGUCAACAGAGACAGAGCGAGUCAGUUAACAGGGUUUUAACUCUUCUGUGAACGCGUUUCCACCGCAUUAACCAGGAGUAAAUAACUUCUAAAGGACUUUUUCUUUGACUUUUCUGGGAAAAUCAUCAUUAAAAAUCUGAAGCGCUAUUCCGCCUACAGGAGAAUGGACUUUUAUUAACUUCAACUAAACGGACCACUUUACAAAAUGCUGGAUAAGAGAGCCAUGGAGUUCGACUUGGAGGAAGAAGUCCGAGGAAAGAACGUGAAGGAACCCUUCCUCAGUCAGUAUCGCUGCGGUCCUCUGCUCGGCAGCGGAGGUUUCGGCUCCGUGUUUUCAGGCCAGAGGCUCUCCGAUGGACUACAGGUUGCCAUUAAGCAGAUUGCCGCUGACAGAGUUCAAAAGUGGACCAGACUGCCAGAUGAGGUCAAUCCCGUUCCGAUGGAGAUUGCUCUGCUGCAGCAGCUGUCAGAGGACGGGGGCCACCCUGGGGUCAUCCGCAUGCUGGACUGGUUUGAGGUGGAGGGGCGGGGCUUCCUGCUAGUGAUGGAGAGGCCGCCGCACUGCCAGGAUUUGUUCGACUUCAUCACGGAGAGAGGAGCGCUGUCUGAAAGCCUCGCACUCAGGAUUUUCCAUCAGGUGGUCGAAGCGCUUCGAUUCAUUCACUCCCGUGGCGUCGUGCACCUGGACAUCAAAGACGAGAACAUAGUGGUAGACACGAGAACGAUGGAUAUCAAGAUCAUAGACUUCGGGUCGGGGGCGGUGCUUAAGGACACACCGUACAGAGAGUUUCAAGGAACUCGGGUCUACAGCCCCCCCGAGUGGAUUGCAUCGCAGUGCUACGAGGCCGUCCCCCUCACCGUCUGGUCUCUGGGGGUUCUGCUCUUUGACAUGGUCUGCGGCGACAUUCCCUUUGAGCACGACAUGGAGAUUUACAGAGCCUGCCCCAGUUUCACCAGGCGGGUGUCUACAGGAUGUCAGUCUCUGAUUCGCUGGUGUCUCUCCUUCCAGCCGGAGGACCGUCCCACUCUGGAGGAGAUCCUGUCGCACCCCUGGAUGAAGGCAGGAAAUGACAAAGAGGAGGAGGAAGAGGAGAGGGGAGGCCUGCGGGAGGAGCACGGCUCCCUGCCCUGUCAAUCCCUGUGAAGUGUCGGGACUCUGGACUGUUAAGGACUUUAGGAUCGCCAAUUGGAUGCGUUCCUGAUCAGUUUCCUGUUUGUCACAUUAAACCUGGCGGCACCCUCGUCUGGAAGUUAUUUAUCUCAGCUGGUUUGCCUAUUUAUUGAUAAUUUAUUUUGGCCCGGAGUUCGUUCCAGCUGUUCCGGGACUGAAAUUUAGAAGUUCGGACGGACAAUGGCCCCCCCUACAGGACGGAGGUCACAUAAGUAAUCACAACGGAGCUGCUGCUGUGAUGGAAGUCGCUGAUCUGCAGCUCUUCUAAUAAUCUUUCGGGUCGUUUGAAUCGACUCCAAGGACGACAAACACUGACUUUAUUUAUUACUAUAACUUCUUCUUUCUUUUUUUUUUUUUAUGUGCCACAGAAGAAAUUCGACACAGACACCUGCUGUUACUUUACACCGUGAAGCUGAGUUUUUUGAGCUGAUACUGCUUCACUUUUGAUCUUAACACUGUUUUCAAAAGAAAUUCAGCCUCUUUAUAUUUAAUUUUUUUUUGUUUUUUUUGUUUGUUUUUUUAGCUGAAACCUGCAAGCUGUGACUUUUUUCAAUCACGCUUCAGGUCACUGGUGCCUCGUCAAAAAGCACAAAAAUGAGUCACUCUCAGUUUCAGCUUCGAUUUGUCAGUAAAAUGAAAAUUCUGUGUUUUUAAUAUGGAAAAAAGACUUUUUCAUUUUCUGAUGUGAAGGUGGUUUCAUGUUCAAGGUGGGGAUUUUUUUUUUUCCCCACGUCCUGUUUUUGUUGCAGAUGUGCUGCCUCUGUAGAUACUUAUGUAUUCAGUUUUUUCUAUGAUGAAAAAAAAGUGACUCAUCGGGUCACUUGGUUCAGUUUAUUUACAUUAAAUAGAAAGUUUGGAUCAAAAGCAAAACAAAACCGAUCCAACGUUUGAAUAAAAGAUUCAUUCAUUUCA
Oreochromis niloticus (Nile tilapia) is the source of this 2102-nucleotide messenger RNA. It is a transcript of the gene pim2, whose product is annotated as Pim-2 proto-oncogene, serine/threonine kinase. Bases 225 to 1163 code for a protein of 312 amino acids. Gene Ontology annotation, biological process: negative regulation of apoptotic process; protein autophosphorylation. Gene Ontology annotation, cellular component: cytoplasm. The record is from RefSeq and is a predicted model, not a curated record. The transcript has 7 exons. Gene Ontology annotation, molecular function: protein serine/threonine kinase activity; ATP binding. Lineage: Eukaryota; Metazoa; Chordata; Actinopteri; Cichliformes; Cichlidae.